Messenger RNA from Symbiodinium pilosum, 7938 nucleotides. NCBI's taxonomy places the organism in Eukaryota, Dinophyceae, Suessiales, Symbiodiniaceae. The record is from the annotation of a GenBank genome assembly.
GACUGACAGACAUCCUUGGCGAAAUUUAUACUGACCAGGCGGGGGAGUUUGCUAAAGCAUGCGCCAUCAUUGGGGCAUGUAACGGUACGGCGACACCGGGCAUGCCACGAACCAACGGCCUAGCUGAGUCGAGAGUCAAGGAGGUGUUAAGCGGGGCGAGAGUACUGCUGAGACAGGCAGGGUUGGAGGCGAAGUGGUGGCCAUACGCUGUGAAGGCAUAUUGCCUCCGCAAGAACGUGAAGGAAGUGGAUGGGGACGAGACACCGUACCGAAAGAGACAUGGUGAAGAGAAGCUUCAGGUUGAACUCAUGCCUUUUGGGUGCCUAGUGGACCUCCUACCCAUCGCCGAUAAGCCGCGGAGGCCGAAAGAGGGGAUCAGCGAUGAACAAGCCGAGAGGGAGGAAGCGGAGGAAGAUGCGCGAGUCGAACGGGGUGACGAAGAUGUGUCGAGCAUAGCCGCGCCGGCGGUGAAGGCGAAGUUCGAUCCGCCUACUUCGCCCGGUAUUCAUCUCGGGUACGCACAACUCCCAGGCGGAAAGACGAAUGGGGAUUACAUGGUUGCGGAGAUGUCACACUUCCUACACGCGGUGAAAAAGCCUGCGGCGCACCAAACCAAACGGAUUGUUCCACCGGAGCAUGAGGGAUGGUACUUUCCGAUGGAACGGGUGUACGAGCAUCGGACAAGAUUGAUGACCGAGUCGAGAGCACGGGCGAUAGCCAAAAUCGAGCACGACCGCGAGAAUGGGUAUGUGCUCAACGAUGCAGUCUUCGACGAGGGAAGGGAAUCGAAGAGAGACACAAAGCAGAAGAUCGAGGACGAUCGAAAAUUCAUCGGGGAAAGUGACUACUGGGAGCACGUUCCUGACGAGAGAAAGUGGGUGCUCCAUCAUAUCAUGAUGAGGAAAGACCUAGUCUUGCCCGGUGAAGAAGCAUUGGCAGGUGACGGCCCGGGAAGAAGGGAACUAGAUAAGUGGAGAUACACCAGGAUGGUAUCCGCGUCGGGGAAGGUGGAAGAGAGAUGGGACGACAGAUGGGAGUGUACCACCGCACCGAAAACACGAUGGUGUGGUGAGAGUUGUUUCUGGGAGAAAGGGUGCGCGCCCGAGCCUCCCAAGAAGAACCGGGAGCAAAAGGAUCAAGGAGUCCGAUCCCGGGGAGUGGGUCUUGACUACGAACAAGACACGCCCAGAAGAGAGCGGGCGUACGCGGGAUCCGGAAAACCGAACAUCAUAUCAACUGAAGAGUGGAACAACAUGAGUGUUGGGCAGAGACGAGAGUUCGUCGAGCAGGACCGGAAGCGAAUCCUAGAUGGACUCAGGGAAGAGGCAUCAAGACGUGCGGAACGCGUUGAGAAUCGGGAAGAAUGGGUACAAAUCGCAAAGUCGACCUGGAUGGCGAAGAAAUAUGCGGCCGAGAGACCCAUCGAAGUCCCGGAUCACUACGAAGUAUGGACGAGGAUGGGCGUGAACAGCGUACGGGUGCACAAAGACUCAUAUGACAUCUUGUCCGAGGAGGACAUGAAAAGACUCGAUGAGAUCGUGGACGGGGAAGUUGGGACGAAGGGCGGUGAAGCCGUCAUGCCGGGGGCGAAUCGAAUCGUCUGGGAGGAGCAGCGCGUAAAGAUGAGCCUGGCAGAUUUCAUUGGGGAGUUGACCAACACGGCGUCGUAUCUGGCUCAGGCAUGCAGGGCGUUGAACGCCACUCCGAUGCUGCGCCCGCACUUGCCUUACGCGUUCGCCGUGAUCGCGAAGCUGAGGAAUUUCGUUAUGGCCUUGGUGCAAGCGUGUAAAGAGUACGGACUGGGGACUAAGGCGUUCGAACUCGUAGACUGCCCGAGGCAAUGGAAAGAGCCAUUUUCGGCAACCGCCGGGGAAAGGCCAGAGUUCUUCCCACGUUCACUGGUGGAGGUGCUACGAACACACGCUUCGGCGUUAGCAGUAGUGGGGACGAACGCUGAGAAGGCAUCUCUGUCAUACGACGCGGCCAUUGGGUACCAACGAACGAUGGUUGGGGAAGAGGAAGUCGGGAAGCAGCUCGCAGAGCACAUGAUGGAGGAGAACAUCCCGGACAGGUGUUACCGUGAUCAGCUCGAGGGCCGUAUUGGCGGUGACUGGGGGGGAAUUCCACGGACGUUCGGAAUGACAGAGGAGCAGGUGAAGGACAUGCUGAACAGGUACGUGGGCACGCCGCCAGGGAGCAUCACGAAUGAUGCGAUGAGGAUUCCGGGCCUGUCAAAGAACGAAGUUUUCAGGAACCCAAAGAAGCCGAGGAUUCCAUCCAUGACGGCGCUGAGCAGGGACAGCCGGGACAGAAUAAUGGGGACAAUGCCACCUGAGGAGCUCAGGAGCGACCUGGAUCAGGCGCUCAACCGCAUCAACGCACUGCAGGACGAGGUCGCAGCGCUCAGGGCGCUAGACAGAGCGGAGCCUAUCUCCGAAGAGCGGUUGACACGAAUCAUGGAGGCAGCGAGCGAGCCCGAGGAGGUGGACAAGCUGAACCCGUUCCAGGGAACAUACUGGGGAAAACAGGACGAGCUGGACAAAUACGAUGAGAUGUUCGCGAGAAAUGACGGGCUGGCAAGGCGCGUUAUGGACAUGAAGGAGGAGCGAGAAAGAGUGGCGACGCAGCGCGUCUCGGACGCAGACGAGCAGAAAAUGCAGGAGAUGGUAGCAGCCAGAAUCGCGGCCAUCGCCGAGGAAAUUGAGGAGGAGACAAGGCAGCGGUACCUGAAGAAUCUCGAGGCACAAGACGCUGGGGAUUUCUCGGUGAGAAAACAGCUGGAGUCUGCUACUGAAACGAUUCGCAAGCUCAAAUCCGAGAUAGAAAGAAUGGGGAAAGCUGGGGACGCAAGUACAGCGAGCGCCGGCAGCCAAGGAUCGGACGAGAAAAUGAAGGAGGCUGGGGAGAAAAUCAGGCGCCUUGAGGCGGAGUCAUCUGACCUCAGGAAGGAGAUUGGGGAACUUCGCAAAGAGGUCAUGGACAAGGACCAGGAGAAAAUCAGAACGCUGAAGGCGGAAGCGAGCCUCAAUGACUACAAGCUCACCCUCGAGGAUACCAUGCAGAAGUGUAUGGGUGCAAACACAGAAAAGGAGAGGGUCGAGAGGGAGAAAGGCGAGGCCGUGGAGGCCGAGAGAAAAGCAAAGAAGGCACUGGGAAAGGCAGAAGAGCAAAUCGCCCAGAUGCUCAAGGAAAUGGAGAAGAUCAAGACGGCCGCCUCUCCUGGGGAUGAUAAAGACGCUGGGGAUAACGUCCCACGGAAAGAAUAUGACCGACUCAAAGCGGACAAAGAAUCUCUCGAGAUGAUUACAUCCAUGAAGGAUGCGGAAACGAGGGUGCUUAGAAAGGAUUACGAAAAGCUCGAGGGAGAUAUGAAAAGACUGGAAGAGACAAACCGCCGUACGAAGUUGGAGUCCAUCUCAAAGGAAGAACACGAUAGGCUGAAGGCGAAGAUGGAAGAGUCGAAUCGCGAAAAGGACGACGAGAUACAACGGCUGAAGAAAUUGUUGGAGGAGGCUAGGAAGGCGGUACCGACAGAGAGUGCGACCGGGGAAUCAGACGCUGGAAAGAAGAAGGGAAAAGAGUCCAAGGCUGGGGAGAAAGUCGGUAAGGCGAAAGAGGAUAGGGCUGGCUCGCCAAAGGCGAAAGAAAACGAAGACGAACUGAAUGAGGCAUCUGACGCAAAGGAGAAGGAAAAGAGCUCGGAAAAAGGGACCGAAAGCGGGGUCGAAAGCGAGGAUGCCGACACGAAACAGCUUAGACAAGCAUCGCGAGGGAACUUGUCAGAAGAAGAACUCAGAGAACUGAGAUCGCGAAGCCCCGCAGGGAUGAAGAAGGACGAAACGUUCACGGACGACCAGGGGAAGACGUGGAAGAAGAAAGACAAAUCCGAUACGGGGACCAAGGGCGCGGAAGCGGAAAGUCCGGGGAACGAUCCACCGUCGGCCGAGAGCUCCACCAAAUCGGGUGCAGACGAUCUAGUAGUGAAGAUAGAAGUCAAGGCGGAAGGUGUGCUGGGGAUGGACGUGCAUGGCGAGAAGAAGAGCGCCGUGGGGCAAUGCACGGUCAUAGUUGACCCCGCAGGGCUGGGCCACAUUCGCAGCGGGCCAAUGAGAGCUGGGGGAGCCUCGAAGGCAAUCUACAAGUGGCUCGGUUUCGUGGCGGGAGACAUCUUCCCUGUAAGAGUCCAGGACAUAGUAGACAGCGAGGGCAAGGCAUGCUUCCACCAAUACGAGAAAGAUAAGAACGUAAUCCAUGCGGUGGGGCCAAAUUUCAAGGAUUACACAAAAGUCGAGGUAGACGGACCAGCCGGAAAUAUGCUCGCGACCACGUAUCGAAACAUAUUUAAACAAGCAGUGCGGGCAUGCGACCUCUAUGGUAUUAAGAAGCUAAGACUUCUACCGAUCAGUUCGGGAAUAUUCGCUGGGGAGAUGUCACAAGCACAAAUGGCGCCGUUUACGGCCCAAGCGAUCCAAAAGGCCCUGAGAUCCGUGGAGAACUACGUUCUAUCUACGCUAGCAUGGAUGGAGAUCGCGAUGUGCGUAUUCGAACCGGACCAGGUAGAAUUAUACCAAGAGGCGUUGAAAGAGUUGUCGGACGGGUUCGUGCGACCGGCAAAGCUUCCCAAGGGAAUGGGGAAAGGUGGCAAAGCCGGAUCACAGAGCGGCGCGAGACACGGUGAGAAGGGAGGAAAGCCGCAAGGUGGCGACGGCGAGAAUGACGAGGAUGGGGACAAACGCGGGGAAGAAGACGAGGAGCUGAAGGAACGAGAUAUCCUGGAUACCAUAAUUGGGGACAGAACGACCGACUACACUGAGACGGUGUCGACCACCAAGUUGGCGGAGGAAACACAGUUGGAAGUGGAAUCCCCGACGGCAGAGGCGGACAGAAUGAAGACGGACUCAGACGGAAAGAAACAACGCAACCUCAUUGUCGCGGACGUUAUCAAUCCAGUACGGGAAGAACAGGAAGACGAGAAGGCAGCAACGCUCACGGGAAUGGAGGUUGCCUGCGUGGAUAUCGAUGGAGUCGUCGGGAGAGACGCGUUUGGGAGGAAGGCAAGCGUUCCCAACUGGGACGCUGGACUCGGCCAAGGUGACAGGAACAAAGGGUACGACGCGGCCGGGAUGAAUCGUACCGUGCUAACGUUGGGGCCAGCGAUCGAGAAAGCCAGCGCGAUAAAGUAUGAUGUGACCUAUCAGUUCAUCGACGCUGCAGUGAACGCCAUGAAGGACAUGGAGGAAGAGAAGAAAGCGAAAACCAUCGAGGAACUGGAAUGGGGUACCAUCAUCCCUAAGAAUCACGCGCCGGGGAAAACAAUUGUGCUGAGAAAACAUUACGAGGACAUCGUAUCCCCUCUGGCGGAUGAAGCCAGAAAGGCGCUGGAUCUGAGAAGGGUAGACCACGAAAGAGCCCUCAAGCAAGCCCGGGAGGCAGAGAGUGACAUCGUCGUGAGUUGGACAUGCGCUACCAGGACUGAACUGGGGAUUCGCGUAUACCACUCGAAAGAGAAGGAGCCGACGCACGAUGUCACGGAGGCUGGGGAGGCCGGGAAUGAGAAACGAUAUCCCGAGGAAGUCAUUAUGCGUCUUGCAAGAAAUGUGGCUGACAUCGUCGGUCAUGGAUUCGAAGGGAUGAAAGAAAGCGCGAGUGACCGCGAAAAGCAGAAAGGGGGACCGGGAGCAGCCAAUCGUUCAAACCCUCUCAACGAUCCGUAUUUCCUCAAGUGUAACUCCCACGCAGUGCCAUGGGAAUGGAUCCGGGAGAGGGUAGAGGACAGAUGCGGAUACACCAUUCGGGAUCUCGAGACAAAGGAGAUUGCGUACCAGGCACAGAAUUAUGGUGUGGAAGUGCUAGGAACGCUGGGGAUAAGCGCGGGGAAGAAUGAAGAAGGAACAGAGACCGUCAGAUUGGGUAUUCAUCGGGUGCUGGCCAUGAGACCCGCCGCCACGAUUGGGACGAUCCACCAGGUGGCGGGCACGACGGUGUCCGGUAGGGAGGAUCGGCUGGUGCCAAAUGGGGAAAGCGCCAAGGGUAUUUGGAAAGAAAUCGAGGUUGGGGAGUUGCCCAAGCUCGCGUACUACACUGUGGGUAUCGGGCAGUGGAUCAAGAUUAUGGAAAACAAUCUGACCAUCACCCCGGAGAAAGGUGAUGAGAAUGUGGUGUUGGACUGGUACCCGACGGACGACGCUGCCGUACAAUCCUCCGUGGCAGAAACGACGCAGGACGAUGACCUCGAUGCAAUGGUGCCGCUCAGACUGGAUCACUCGAAAUACGGGAGGCACCCUCAUGUGAUCCAGCAGCUCAGGAGACUGGCGCACCGGGGAAGACGAGUGACCUUCGCCAUUGACGUUGCUCUAAUUAGAGCCGCUGGCGGAAGAGUGUAUCUCACGAGGAAUGGAAGGUUGGCAAUUCCGGGAAUCAUCCCGAAUGCAGCGUGGCAGUACAUAUACUUCGAGGACACGUGCACGCUGAUAUAUGACCGGGGAAUGGAGAUUGCUAGAGCGGACGUAUCCUACCAGGGAAAGACAAGCAGUGACGACGAGACGUUCGCGGAGAUCGACAGCAAACGAAUGAAGGACCCACGACACGGUAACGCCAUCACGUUGCUCAACAAGUGUGGGGUACCGACGACAUACUGCGUGGCACGCAAGAAGAGAAGGAUGAUGGGGAUAACGAUAUGUCAGUCGUGUUUCUUGCCGCAGGUCCCAAGGCCAGACUUUCUGGAGGGCGUGCCGGGGAAGACGUUGGGGAGGUUAGAUUCGCCAUACGCACAAUGGAAGAAGAAUUUCGUGGCAACGGGGAAGGAACUGGGUAUUGACAUGAAGAAGACUGGGGACAGAUAUCAGGAGCUCAAGCUUCACCCGAGAGCUAUCUCGGGGAUGUUCUCAUGUUUUCAUCCUAUCGAGGAUACUGUCAUGCACUACAGAACGGGGAUCCAGACGGACACCAUCGCCGCGGCGCGGAAGGCGAUGGUGAACAGAUUCCUCAUGGACGAAGUGUACGUGAGAGCGAUGUCAAUUGACCUGAAGAUUGGGGGAGAAAUCGCCAAGAUGUACAACAACCACGUAGGCGUGCUCCAGCGUGAGCUCUCUCAAUGCAGAUCAUUUGGGGAUGUUUACAUGCUACCGUGCAUGAUAAGCACGCUGUACACGAGGGUACAGUUCUACACGUCACCAGCGGGAUCCAGCCUCCGAGCCGCAUUCUGGUAUGCGCUGCGUAACAAAAUGGCGCUGGACGCGUUCCUGACAAAGAUGCAAAGGGGAGAAGGAGCGGCGAUUGGGGGAGCGAUGCCCGAACAGUGCGCAGUAUCGCUUACGAAGCAUCUUUUGGCUGAUAUCAUCGAGGGAUGGAAGGUGAUAAAGAGCUGCCUUGACGACAACGUAGUGAAGCUACGCUACAUGCAAAACCUCAGGGACGGAGGAGCUGGGGAGACGACAAUCAAGUCGAUAAAAGAGAUUAGAGUGAUGGACUUCGAGGAAGCGAGACGUGGGUCACAGGAGGUGAACAAGCAGGGACAGUACAAGUACGAGACGCCGAUAAACGUGGCGCUUCAGACGUACUUCCUCCGCAAGUUUGAGGGAGGAUUCGUAGUCACUGACCCGGCGAACUUCGGGAGAGGGCCACAUGACCGCGUGAUCGAGGCCAUGUUCGAGAGGAGGAACUCUGUUUACUGGGCGCCAGCGAGGGCUUUCGUGGAGAAGCAGAGUUACCGCCCGGCAAGACCGGUGGUUUUCCGCGGGCCUGCCAUGUCCGAGACGGAAGUGGAAGGGACAAGGGGAGAAAGGGAAGUGAGGCCGCGUCGGGGAGAGAGAAGAGAGAGGGAGGAAAUGGCUGACGAAGACGAAGGCUGGGGAGACUGGGGAGCGGAAGGACACGUGGACCAACCAGAGACGAUUGGGGAGAACCAGAGAGAACGGAGCGGCCCGGUCACGGGCGACG